UCCUUGCAGCUGUUCCGAAUAUAUUGGAUGGUAUCAUCUGUUCUACUCGUCAUCGCAUCAAGUAUUGCCUUUGCAAGAUGCGCUAGCGUUCCCAUCAAGCCAGGAAAGUACUGUGCCACGGCCCCAGUUAAAGGAGUUGGCAAUGCAUGCAUCAUCUUCGACUAUGAGUCAGAGUCCAAGGCCCGCCUGACGUACAGGUUUUCUCUCCACACGAUCAGCAUUAAGUACAACGAUGUAAGCAUGAGUGGUAACGAGGUUAUCUUGAAAAGGCGCGGUCACACUGAAGGCCCUGAGUUGUUCCCGUAUUAUAAAGUCGGCUUCACUCUAAACGUUACGGAUGAUGGCCUCAAGAUGAUCACUAAAGAUGGGAAGAGCAUUUACCAUUUCAGCAGCGGAACCUGCACUGCAGCCGAAGGCUCAGGAAAUUGUGGGGCCACAUCGAACCAACAAAGGCGGUUGACUCCUCCUCAAUAUCCUAAGGACUCCGACAUAAACGGAACUUACUGGGAUAACCCAGAACCUGAUCACUUCCAGACCAAGCUAGCGUUCUUUUGGUUCACUAUCCUCCCAUACGCUUCGGCAGUAUUCUAUGAUUCCAGCAAGUACCAAGACCUCGUGGAUUCUGCUUAUUGGCAAACUUAUCAUGAAUCUGGCGUAGAUAGAUAUUAUGCGACUAUUCGUCUCGUGGGAGCAGAUGAUAAUCUUGUGUCGUCACUAUGGAGUAUUCAAGCGGAGCUCCGAUAUUAUUACGAUUGGAACGAAGUGCAUUUCGUCCCCUACAACAACUCCAAUCCAACGAGGGUGUUGCUUCAUCACCAGUGACAUUUUCUCACAGGUCAUUUUGGUCUUGCAGUCAUCCUCAAGUCGUCGGUGAAGUCAGUCUCUGCGUCCUGCAACGCAGUUUCGAGCGUUGUUACAGGAUGAUGUCACGAAGUGUAUACGUGCUUUGUUAUCUUUUUGGUUGUAUUGCACGAUGAUGCUAAGAGCUGCGAACGGUAUCCUUAGUAUUGUCUGUCCAAAGUGCGUAGUCCAUUUUUAGCGAUGUCCUAUGUGUUCUACACAGUUCUGAACACAGGUUCUCUGCGCCUUGGAUUUUCCUUUCUCCUCAAACGCAACUGAGCCACGCGACAUCGUUGAUAGUCAUCUUACAUCGUUUAUGAGUUUUCAAU
Messenger RNA from Perkinsus marinus ATCC 50983, 1169 nucleotides. RefSeq lists its product as hypothetical. The record is from RefSeq and is a predicted model, not a curated record. The transcript has a single exon. NCBI's taxonomy places the organism in Eukaryota, Perkinsozoa, Perkinsida, Perkinsidae. The annotation marks the transcript as partial.